Molecule: messenger RNA, 2127 nt
Organism: Sinocyclocheilus rhinocerous
Lineage: Eukaryota; Metazoa; Chordata; Actinopteri; Cypriniformes; Cyprinidae
Product: cell wall protein DAN4-like
Exons: 1
Coding region: 24-1352 (442 amino acids)
Source: RefSeq, a predicted model, not a curated record
GUAGGAAGCUUCUAGAUUGAGUGAUGUUUUCAGGCAGUAUGCUCAUCAUGAGGCUUGUUUUGGGUAAUUUGCUUCUGUUGCUUGCUCUCGGACCCUGCUUCAAGUCCACUGAUGCACAAGAGACAACAACAAAGACAGAUGAAAACACCACCAACCCAUUACCAAAUAAUGACACUGUGGAGUCAACUUUAAGUUCUGAAAUCACCAGUGCCACACCUGAAAAUACAGUAACUCUACUACAGACAGAAGCGGAUCCGCAUAAUCCAGAAACCACGCUUGUUAAUGAAAUAAACACCAUGCUUGAGGAACCAACAGGUGAGAGUACUCCACCACUGAGUAUUGAACAAACAUCACCAGAAUCUGUUCCUGAAACAACAACUGUACAAACGGAGCAGACCACAGUGACCACCCCUACUUUGCCUGUUAAUGUGGAAACAACAGUGAUUGAACAAAUAACUUCAGACGCCCCAAGCACAAGUCAGUAUGAAACAACUGUUGGCUUCACCUCUCCUGAGUCGACCAGUUCUACAGAAUGUCCUACAGAUGAAAUCACCACAGCGGCUGUAGCCAUGACUACUGAUUCAACAGAAGCCCUCAAUCCCACAUCCAUCCUGACCACACCACCUGCAGACUGGACUGAGUCUCCGUCCAUCAUGUCCGACCCUGUGGACACCAGCACUGAAACCUCCACUUCAACUUCAACAACAUCAACAUCGACUACACAGCUCCCUCAAAAUACUGCUGAUUACCCAUACUCGAGGUCUGACGAAGAAUCAGCCUCCACCCAUUUCACCACCGCAACAACCGGCGUGAUUAUUGGGGGAAAAAUUAUGUCCUGGAAAACCAGCUGGUUAUUAAUAAUAAUAGUGUUUGUGGCCAUUAUUUUUGCGCUGUGUGUGGGCAUGAUUCUGUUCACCCAGCAGCGAAAGAAAAACGCCUCAAGGAAUUUCAGCCCCAUGUAUAUGAAUGGACAAAGUAAACGGUCCAAAAAGAAAAAAGGGGCGGAGGAUGAUGCGUGGGCGGGGCCUGUCAAACUGGAGGCGGGGGUUGAAUGUGACGCUGAGGAGGGUCUAAUGCCUAAUAAUGGGAAACAGGAUGGAGACGAUAUGGUGCUCAGGACAUUCGCUGCUCUGGAUGCAGCAGAUGCCUCUAAUGGUGGAGUGGGUGGGGACGGUACCAAGGAGGCUAAGAAAUGGGAGGAGCAGGAGCCUCUGCUUUACACAGACGAAGAUGUGAAUGAAGGCAAGACUGGAAAAACACUGGAAGAGAGCGAGAAACGGAAUGGAGAUGAAAAAAGUGAAGAGAAGGUGAUGAACGGAGGAGAAACGUUCUGUCUCACCACAGCGGUCUGAAAGUCUUCUGUUGACUAAAUGAACAUUAAGGAAUUCAUUGGAAUGACUUGAUUACAUAAUUUGUGUUAACAAAUUAGGACUAAAAGGACUAAGUAAUAUAUUUUUGUAUAUAUUAUUUGACUGUCGCGAUUCAUUAUCAGUUGUUUUAUAUUUAAAAGUGCGGUCAUAUUAGCCAAACUUCUGCGAAAUUUUGCCGGCAAAAAAAUAGUAAUUAUUGUCAAUAGUGUGCUGAUGUGUGAAUCACAGUUAAUAUAGAAAUUAAGUUUGAAACCAAGCAGCACUCCAUUCGUUAAAAUGGCGAAUUCAUAUGACCAACUGAACCCAUUGCAAAAUAUUUGUGGGGAAAGCUUUAACCCUCAUGCAAAUUUGCAGCCUGCAUGGAUUGCUAUUGAAAUGACUGGAUUUCACCAAUGAAAAUUUGUCAAACAAUGUGACCGCACUUUAAGACGAGAUAAUGGCUGAAUUAAUUAAACAUCAUCAUUCAUCCAUUUCAAAUGUUUGCUAUGAUGUAGCUAAAAACACACAGUCUGUAUCUUUAUCCACAUCUAAAGAUACAGUUGUAAUUGGCUACCGGAAUGAGGUUAUUGACAGUGCACAUAAAUUCAUUGAUCACGGCACACAAUGUUGAUGUUAAAAAAAACAGCUAACCUUUAAGAUUUUAAGACUUACAUUCUGAGAAUGAAACUUUUGUUUACUGUAAGCAUAGAGAUGUAUGGCAUAGAAUAUUAAUGAUGGCAAAAUAUGCAAUAAAAUGUUUAUAUUUUUAAAAUACAAA